This is a messenger RNA of Dicrocoelium dendriticum, 4889 nucleotides long. NCBI's taxonomy places the organism in Eukaryota, Metazoa, Platyhelminthes, Trematoda, Plagiorchiida, Dicrocoeliidae. The record is from the annotation of a GenBank genome assembly.
UUUUCCGUCGAACGAGGAGUAUUACUGUGUACCAGAAGUUAACUAUGCUUCCUGGAGUACAUCGCUGUAAUUUGCGCAGUGAUGGCUGCUUUUGCCUAUGGCAGAAAUGCUUCACAUACCUUGUAUCUUGCUUCCGAACGUGAAUUUUGUGCUUAUAAGCACUUGAAUAGACCUGUCUGUGGAUUCUGAUCACACUGAUGAGAAGCCAGUGCUUUCCAAACAGCACCCAAUUCGUCCACGAUUCAAGUACGACUAUUCCACAUAAUAGAUACAACAGCUUUUUCCACUCGUGUGAAACCAUUCGUGGCUGUACAUCAGUCAGUACGGACGUUGGCUUCCGCUCAUCAACAUUCCAAUACAAAAAUCCCAGGUCCCGCUUUUCUUCUUAAAGAUAAUAGAUCGAGACAGCGACGCCUAGGAUGCUCAGCUGCACGACCCAGUUCACUUACCACGGCCGCCCGCUGUCACCAUAUACAAUCUGUUGAGCCGUAUUUUCUAAACAAUCGUGAAUGCGCUCCUGCGCAAUGUGACAUGAGCACAUUCUCCUCUAUUCCAAAAAAACGAAGAGUCUCUACCAAAGGGUUGCACCAAAGGCAACCGAAAAAAUUGGGUUCUCGGGAUACUGCUACGUUGCGGAUACGUGGAGAUGCUGAUUCUAAUCAACGACCAUCAUUGCAGACGAAAAUCACACAGAAAAUGCGAGUACCCCAAAGAUAUGUCUUGUCUUCUAACCACACCAAUAACAAUACCCAGACUUCUCAGACACGGUUUGCCGCAGAGCUACGAGUACGCCUUUCAAAGUUAGCACUAGAACACGAGGCUUCGGGACCCACCGGAACUCCUCAAGAAAAGCUAGACAAUACUAUGGAGUCGAAUAUUUCGCAGUCAAAUGUAUACUCUUCGAGACCGUCUGUCCUUGGAUCGCAGCUCCAGAAACGUGGAACUUGUCACGACUUAGGUGCACCUGAGUCGUUUCCUAGUGACCAAUCACCACCCAUCGUGAAACCAAGCUUUUUGACUGUCCAUGAAAAACCGAUUUGUCACGCGUCGGUUAACCAAGUCUGUGCCAAGGUGUCCGAGAUUGUGAAUUCCACAGCGUCUUUAAGUGGUGACGUAUGGCAGGAGGGAGCUGCCUCUGACGAAGUCCCAGGACGGCACAACUCAGGGCCAGCUAUAGAGAAAGUCGCAGCAGGCGCGGACAAACUUACAUCUUCCUUUUGUGAAUCAAUGGGCGCGAAGAAUCACCGAAAAUUUCCGACUGCUACCGAAUUGCCGAUAACGGAAGGUGGAGAUGAGUUGGAUCGCUUGGAGGAUGAUAAACCAAUGGUAGACGAAGCAGAGUUGGAGGCCUCAGACUCAGAGUCAACCUACACAGGCCGUCAAGUGGAAGUGUUGAACGCUGUGUACCCAGUCAUCGGGUCUUUGUUUCCAAAUGUUCCUUCAGUUCUUCGCUUUGUCGGUGAAGGUCAAACUGUGUUUAAACUUCCAAAACUGCUCCGAACUCGGCUCAAGUGGCGCCUGAGUGCGAUAACCCCAAAUGUGGUCAAAAGAACACUGAAGCGGUCACAUUUCCGACUCACUUUAAGAAGUCCUGACUGGUUAGGAUAUUUCGGUAACCACUUGAAACCAAUGGGUUUUCGUCCUAUUAAAGAGUACCAAAAAGUCAACCACUUUCCUGGUUCUUUCCUUCUGGGACGCAAAGACAAACUGUGGAAUAAUUUGUCUCGCCUAAGGACGCUUUUCGGUCGCAGGGAAGUGGAUUUUGUGCCCAGAACUUUUUCUCUUCCAAGUGACUUCCGCUUACUAAAGGAAGUUUGGGGCCGUCAAAGCCCUCCUGUGCGUGACUCACUGUCUUGUGUGAUUGGAUCACCUACGCGUCCCUGCUGGAUUAUAAAGCCUCCCGCUGCUGCCAGAGGGAUUGGAGUUCGAGUCAUCCGUCACUGGUCCGAGAUUCCUAAACAGCGCCAAAUGAUUGUGCAGUCAUACAUAUCCAGACCGUACUUAAUAAACGACACUAAGUUUGACUUACGUCUCUACGUCUACGUUACGUCCUUCAAUCCACUUCGAGCCUAUCUACAUCGAAACGGUCUUGUUCGCUUCGCAUCUCAAAGGUACUCAUCUGCAGUAGCAGACAUGCACAACCGGUACAUUCAUCUGACCAAUUAUUCUAUCAACAAGCAUACUAAGCAAACUCAACCGGGCUUCGAGAAUCAUAAAUGGAAGUUGGAAUCCCUCUGGGCUUACCUUCUGCAACGCGGUGUAAAUGUCGAUGGUUUAUGGUUGCUGUUGAGGGAUAUUGUGUUCAAAACCCUUGCUUCUGUGACAAACUCCAUUGCCAUAAUGGUGGACCAAAACUGUCGUAGACGUGCUUGCGUUCAUGAGUUAUUCGGAUUUGACGUUUUGUUAGACGAAAAUUUAAAACCCUGGCUGCUGGAGGUCAAUGUGUCACCAAGUUUGCACACGAAUUCCAAUCUUGACAAUGAAGUAAAGACUGAAGUUGUCACAGACAUGUUCAAUGUCGCAGGAUUUCGAUUGCCACCCGAAUAUCGCUGCGUCAACUUUCAAAUUCCAUCUCUGGAUGAAGUUACGUCUACCUCAACCUCACUGUCUACAAACGACAUCACUGGAGACAGUACUUUCGGUUUGUUCGGGACCAGAAGUAAAGCGGUCAGUCGUAUUCCCUCCUCCACACUCCCGUUCAACCGGACGCAAACCCCACCGAACCGUCCUCUUGGCGAUUCGAAGCCUAUUCGUGGCGCUGCUUGUCCGAAAUACCCCUUGGUUAAAUUUCAAGCCGCAGAUGCCGAUAAAUUGAAGCAUCUUAAUCAAACCAAUAACUUCGGGAUCAAUCCUUUCUAUCCUCUGUCUGACCCUCGUUUAUGGGAUUUGACGCUGUCUUGGGACGAGAGACAGAAGCAUCUGUUUCACUCACGUCUAAUGUCUAGUGAGGAAGGGUUGCGAUGUCUGUCUAGGCAAACCGGCGUAUGCUUUUCCAAGGAACAUUCGGCAAAGCUGUGCCGCACAUCAAGGUCGAUGCCACGCCCUACGGCUGUCCGUAAGCAUUCAGUGCACCGCCCACCCUUGCAAUCAUCGAGUUUGGCACUACCAGAUAAACUGGGCAGUCUCGUCUCACACCUCACUCCGGAUGAUCUUCGAACACUCACCGAAUUCGUGGAUGAGCGCUACAGAGCUGCGAUGGGAAACUUUGAACCAAUUUUCCCAAUUCCCGGCGUACAAGGUCUUCGUCUUCUCUUGUUCUUAGAGAGCUGUGGCAGCGACGUGUACCCGGGUCAGUUAGGGUCACGAACCCCUGCUCUGCGGUAUUACGAUCUGCUGCAGUACGCUUUUCUUACAGUCCAUGGCGUAGAACAAGCCGAGUCAGCCACUUAUGUAAGAAUAGUUCCGUUGGAUGUCUCAACAGCCAUUCAGCUACCAGAUUACCAAAUGCUGGGAACUGGAAAGUUGUCCGACGCUGGCCUGACUGUGGCGUCUCGAAUGACCGGAAUCACCCGAAAGGGUUUGCUGCGCUUGACGGAAGCCUGCCGAAGUGGACUUCAUAUUGCUGCUACUGAGAAUAAAACCCAAAUCCAUCCGUGGAGCCACCCCACACACCUCGUCAAUGGACAUUACGCUCCCAACACUGGACCCAAGUUUACGCGGAGUCCUACUAAUCUGAUUCAACCAGAGAGUAAACCUCAAGUGACUCGGAUAUCACGUGCAUCAGCUUCACAUGAUACUUGUGAAAGCAUCCUGGGAGGAGCAGUAUGCUUUCGGGCGCAAUCCGCCGCAACGAUUCGCACCGAACAAACUAAAUGUGGUACCUCUUCCAACGGCUAUUCUCAUACCCCCAUUUACUCCGACGACUCUGUUCGGCUACAGUACAGGCGUUCUACACCUUGCUCUACACGGCCAAGUAAAGGAUCAAAGACUUCCAGCUCCGUUAAGGAGGAGGGAAACUCUGUUCGCACUUCUCUCAUGCACUUGCGCGCUGAGCGUAAAAAUCAUGAAACAUGUUCGGCGAGACGUUAUACUUUCAAAUACUCCGAUUCACCACAUUCAUUUGACUGGGUUCAGCAAACUAAACCAACCUACUUCCAAAGGAAAGCUAGUGCGCCAGUUCGACACCAGUUUGACUCCGAAAGGCCUCUUAAGGAAUCUCCGUGGGGAUGCAAAUCUGGAGACUGGAAAGUCGGAGUUGAUAUGUGCCGUAACGUUCUUUCUGCCACAGUAACUCCACGAAUCGCCUCAAAGCUGAUCUCACCCGGCGCCACCUUAAUAAGUCCAACGUGUAUUCCUACUCGUUAGACCCUUGGAACCCAUCAUGUCUGCCUUAUGCACCCUUAAAGGACCAAUUAGCGAUACUGCACCCGCUCAACUUUCUCCCCUUCCUGUUCAACGCUCAGGCCGAAUUUCCACAACCCCUCUUUUGGAUUGUAUCGCAUUUUCCGAUAGAUUCAGAUUGCGUUUUUCAUUCGGAACAUCAAUUCUUCUGUUCAUACAUAAUGAUGCGAUGGAAUUCGAUUGACCUCUGGGAAACAUUGGUGCUUCAAGCGGUUUCAUCCCUCAGUGCUUAAUCUGAAUGGGUCUUUGCAAAACAACCGCAACCCCACCUGUGAAAAGCAUUUCACUGCCGUCGGCAUCCGCCAAAUGUGGCUCACUCUCAUUUUGCCAGAAAAUUCUGUUUAUUUUCACUGCUUGUAUUUGAAGGGGAAACCAUGCAUUUUCUCUUCGAUGAUGUUUGUGUGCCCGGGAUGCCUAGCAGCAUCGCAGCAAUGUCGUCGUGCUGAAUUUGUCGGUUUGUUGAUCAUGGACUAACAUAUUCGACCUCAGUCGGUUCCACAGAGUCUCUCUGUGAUAUACUAUCUCAAUCCUACUGUGGUCUUUUGCUG